This is a messenger RNA of Didymodactylos carnosus, 387 nucleotides long. The record is from the annotation of a GenBank genome assembly. NCBI's taxonomy places the organism in Eukaryota, Metazoa, Rotifera, Eurotatoria, Philodinida, Philodinidae.
AUGUCUCAAGCAGCUCUUUUGACAAUAAAACAAGUGAUUGGUGUUCGGAGUAGUGUUACAAAUUGUAUAGCAUUUCAAGAUGAGCAAACGGUUGUCUAUCCCGCCGGGGGCAAUAUUGUGUUGUAUGGUAUUGAUCAAAAAGCUCAAAAAACUAUUCCAUGUACAAUUAAUUCUCAAGCUUUAUCAACAAUUGCUGUUAGUCCAAAUCGUCGAGCAAUUGCUAUUGCUGAAAGAAUUAAUGAUCAUCCACAAGUUACUGUAUACGAUUUACAAACAGGGAAAAAACGCAAAACAUUGCAUACGGAAGUUAUCAAAUCGAAUGAAAUAGUAUCGUUGUUAUUCUCAGCUGAUUCCAAAUAUCUUUUAACACAAGGCAAGAUUAUUUAG